Molecule: messenger RNA, 1082 nt
Organism: Tuber melanosporum (Perigord truffle)
Lineage: Eukaryota; Fungi; Ascomycota; Pezizomycetes; Pezizales; Tuberaceae
Exons: 1
Coding region: 318-818 (166 amino acids)
Source: RefSeq, a predicted model, not a curated record
CUUCCUUAUUUCCUGUUCGUCUGGCCUGUGUGCUUUGUUUGAUACGUUCGUUCCCGUCAAAGCUCUGAAUUUGAGCUUGUAUUAUUAUUAUUAUUUUGCUAUUAUUGCUAUCACACUCUUUUUGACCUAUCACACACUCUCCCUUAGUUUUUAAUACUUGGAACCCCCCUCCGUUACGUUGAAUUGUGGCCACACUCCUUUGCAGAUAACAAUAAAGUUUCCCCCACCAUUUUAAAAAGAUAAAAAAGAACAACUCUCUUCGCGGGUUUAAAUUGCGACCUCCAUCUUCAACCACCAAACAUCAUACCAGAGAAAAGAUGUCAAAGCUCAACAUUUCCCCACAGUCAUUAGCAUAUCUCCUCUUCAUCCUCCCCACCUUCACAAGCGCACUCAUCACCCGGCAACCCGACGAUGUAGACGAAGACAAGCAGGGCCAGGUCGUCGUAUCGACCGACGGUUCAGCACCUCCCCCCCCUCCCCCUCCCCCACCGAUGGGACCGAAAACCAUAGUCCCAGGCUUGGACGACGGCUCAACGAUAGCCUGCAUCGUUGGCGGCAUCUCCCUCAUAGUGGUAAUUCCCAUGUUCGUCUAUAUCUGGCGUAGGCGGAGACGUCUGCGGCGAGCGAGGGCGCCUCCCCGUAGUCUGGAUAAGGUCGCGUUGGUCGACAGGAGGGGGGGGUCUAUCGAUGAGCAGGAAUCGCAACUACCGUCGCCGCUGGAAAAACUCGAGAGGACGGGGACCAGUGUCAGUUUCGCUUCGGAGGUUACCGUUAUGGAUCAGGUCGCAAAGCCGCAGCCGGUGUUCCACGCUAUGUGAAGGAAGAAGGGUCGUGGAGUGUGAGGAUGGUAGAUACGAAUUAAUUGGGAUAUGGAUACUGCGAAACGGUGUAGGGAUGGAUGGAUGGAUGGACAAAUGGAAGGGGGCGAUUGGAGUUUGGAGCUACGCAUUCCUUGAAAUUUUCUGUAUUUAUUCUCGUUCAUCCCCAAUGUUUAUUCCUUGAGGAUGCUAUCAGCUUGUGGAGUAUCAUUAUCGGACCGGGCCACGGGAUGACCUGAACAGACAUUUUUUCCCACUCUUCCA